AUGAUUGCAAUAAUCGUCGCGCUGAUUACAAUAGCUGUCCUAUAUUUAUACGGCACCAAAGACUACAAGUAUUGGGAGAAGAAAGGCAUCAAACAUGAAAAACCUAUCCCGUUCCUCGGCAACAACGCAAGGAACUUCCUCAUGCGGAUGAGCACCACAGAACUGCUCGUCGAAAUGUACUGGAAGUAUCCGAAUGAGAAGGUGGUGGGUUUUUACAGGGCGUUCCGAAGAGAACUGAUUAUACGCGAUCCGGAGAUAGCCAAGCGAGUGCUGACGACGGACUUCGUGCAUUUCUACCCGCGAGGAAUCAAUCCGCACAAGAAGCACAUCGAGCCGAUGCUCCGAAACAUUUUCUUCGUGGACGGCGACGUCUGGCGUCUGCUUAGGCAACGUAUGACGCCCGCCUUCACCAGCGGCAAGCUGAAGGCAAUGUUCCCUCUAAUCGUGGAACGCGCUGAGAAGCUACAGACGCUCGUUAUAAGCGCCGCGUCAAGUGGUCGCGUAUUGGACGCCAGAGACUUGAUGGCACGCUACACGACAGACUUCAUCGGCGCCUGCGGCUUUGGACUCGAAUCAGACUCACUCAGCGACGAAAACUCCCCUUUCAGACAGCUGGGUGCGAAAAUCUUCAAUGUAACUACGAAACAAGUCAUUAUGAACAUGCUCAAAAUAAUGUUUCCCGAAGUGUUUAAGUAUGUGAAACUACAAGCGGAAGUGGAGGCUGAUAUAGUAAUGAUAGUGAAUGAGAUAUUGAAGAAAAGGAACUAUCAGCCGUCAGGAAGAAACGAUUUCAUAGAUCUGUUGUUGGAAUGUAAAGCGAAAGGUAUACUAGUGGGUGAGUCUAUAGAACAUUUCAAACCCGAUGGAACACCGGAAAUUGCUAAAUUGGAGUUGGACGAUCUGGUAAUGGCCGCGCAAGUCUUUAUAUUCUUCGCUGCUGGAUUUGAGACUUCAUCGUCAUCCACCAGCUACACGCUACACCAGUUGGCUUACAAUCCGGAUAAACAGAAAAAAGUGCAAGCGGAAAUCGACCGAGUACUCGCUAAAUAUGAAAACAAACUUUGCUACGACGCCAUAAAGGAAAUGACAUACCUAGAAUGCGCCUUCAAAGAAGGCAUGAGAAUGUUCCCAUCUCUGGGAUUUUUAGUUCGCCAAUGCGUCGACAAAUACACCUUCCCAGAGAUAGACUUAACGAUCGAUCAAGGUGUGCAGAUAUUCAUUCCAGUGCAAGCGAUGCAGAACGAUCCGAAGUACUUCGAGAGUCCCGAGCAAUACCGGCCAGAGCGCUUCCUGCCCGGUGAAUUUGAUUCGUACAAGAGAAAUGUUUACCUGCCCUUCGGCCUCGGACCCAGAGCUUGUAUAGGUAAC
Messenger RNA from Iphiclides podalirius (scarce swallowtail), 1368 nucleotides. NCBI's taxonomy places the organism in Eukaryota, Metazoa, Arthropoda, Insecta, Lepidoptera, Papilionidae. The record is from the annotation of a GenBank genome assembly.